AUGGCGAUGAUUACAGGCUGCACUCGUCGCCUUACGGCGAAGGUGAGGUCCGUGAAGGCACUUCCCUCCGGCCUUUGUGCAUCCCGCUGCCUGUCGCCGUUGGGCCCUAUGAUGCUGCAGCAGCGACAGCUGCACCAGAGCACGCCUCGUUUCAAUACUGCAGUCAACCCGGGCUGGCCAGUGAUGUGGACGAACGUUUACGACAAGCCCGGCUGGGACACGGACCUGGAGCUCGAGUAUGACGUGAUGCCACGUGAUGAGUUCGGCGUUCCUGCACAUAUCCCACCGGAGAUUUCUACGACCAUCCGCCACAC
This is a messenger RNA of Symbiodinium sp. CCMP2456, 314 nucleotides long. The record is from the annotation of a GenBank genome assembly. Lineage: Eukaryota; Dinophyceae; Suessiales; Symbiodiniaceae.